Sardina pilchardus (European sardine) is the source of this 1503-nucleotide messenger RNA. RefSeq names its product homeobox protein MSH-C-like. The transcript has 2 exons. The record is from RefSeq and is a predicted model, not a curated record. Lineage: Eukaryota; Metazoa; Chordata; Actinopteri; Clupeiformes; Clupeidae. Gene Ontology annotation, biological process: regulation of transcription by RNA polymerase II; embryonic morphogenesis. Gene Ontology annotation, cellular component: nucleus. Bases 1 to 831 code for a protein of 276 amino acids. Gene Ontology annotation, molecular function: DNA-binding transcription factor activity, RNA polymerase II-specific; RNA polymerase II transcription regulatory region sequence-specific DNA binding.
AUGGCCCCAUACGCUUGUAGGAUGAAUUCUUCACAAGGCUCCCCUUCCCACGAGGUUAAAGUGCAGGAGAAAGCGGACUCCGAAAAAGAAGAGGUCAGGCCAAGCGAAGCGACCGUUGACAAGGGACACAAAACUAAAACGAACAGUUUACCCUUCAGCGUUGAAUCGUUGAUCUCGAAGAAAACCACUUGCCGGACUGUGUAUACCGCCGCCGGACCUGGACUAGUACUACCCAAACCUGUCACGGAACAAAUGGGACCGUUUUCAUCCCCGAGGACAUUCUAUGCCGAGAAAACCAAAGUGCCUUCAGAGAGUUUUCCUAACGCGUCCGACAGUUUGAAUGACGAUAACGAAGACUUUAGCGAUAAAGAACAGAGCACUUGGUUCAGGACGUCAUCUUUCUCAUCUCCUCCACGUAAUCCAAGCCCUCCCCCUUGUCCCUUACGCAAACACAAGAACAACCGCAAACCUCGGACACCGUUCACCACCUCGCAGCUCCUGUCGCUGGAGAGGAAGUUCCGCCAGAAGCAGUACCUCUCCAUCGCGGAGAGGGCCGAGUUCUCGAAUUCUCUCAACCUGACGGAGACCCAAGUGAAAAUCUGGUUCCAGAACAGGAGGGCCAAGGCCAAGAGACUCCAAGAGGCCGAGCUUGAGAAAUUCAAGCUGGCGUCCAAACCGCUUCUACCUGCCUUUGCGCUGCCGUUCCCGCUGGGUGCGCACGUAGGGUCCCCAUCGCUGUAUGGGACUGCAAACGCCAUCCCCCGGCCCGGUCUCCCGAUGCCCGGACUUUUUGGUGGACCAGUCGGUUAUGGAAUGUAUUAUUUGUCAUAAGUAGAUUUACUGCUGGCAGAGACUUUUUUUUAUAUAUCUAAAAAAAAUAAACAACGUGCCCUUAUACCAAUUACGAGAUAUGUUAAAAUUGCGGAUAUUUUACAACCAUGUAAAAGUAGUUUUAUUUUAUGUGUGACAAAUUUAAAGGAGUAUAGUUAAUCUUUUUUUUGAAAGAUUGUUCAGUUAGAUCAGACCAACCUCUCAAAUAGACAGUUGCUGUCUUUUUCCUUUAUUGGGUUUGUCAUUUUGUUUUCAGAAAAGUUAUGUUAACUGCAUAUUGUAAAUAAUUUGUUGGUCGAUUGUAAGCAUACUGCCCGUAACAACAUGGUGAUGAGACCGUCUCUCAGCAGCCCUAUUACAUGCAAUAGAGUCACAAAAGUGAUACAUGUAAACACCCAUAUUUCAACGCCAGUCCGUUUUCAUGUUUAACAGUGCAGUUGUCGGUGCAUUUUUACGUGUGUGUGUGUGUGUGUGUGUGUGUGUGUGUGUGUGCGUGCGCGCGUGAUUGUGAGUCUGAUACAGAGAGAGAGAGAGAGAGAGAGAGAGAGAGAGAGAGUAUACUACCAUGCAAAAGUUGUGCGACACACAACUUAAGUACUUAAUGGCCUUAGUUUGUAAGUGCCUUGAAAGACCAAAUAUUUAUUAGUCAACAAUAAAGAUUAUUGUGGAGAA